Messenger RNA from Oldenlandia corymbosa var. corymbosa, 1032 nucleotides. Lineage: Eukaryota; Viridiplantae; Streptophyta; Magnoliopsida; Gentianales; Rubiaceae. The record is from the annotation of a GenBank genome assembly.
UCAAUGCCCAACUUAUUAUUUCUAGCCCAAAUAGAUGGCUCCUCCGUUUGCUGAUAGUUAUUUCUGAGUGUUUCUCCUUUCCCCCAAAACUGUCUGAAAUUUGUUUCCCCUAAAAAUGUAUCGACGUUCAUCAACCCAUCUCCGGCGAUUGUUUUCCGGGCACUCUUCAGUACCCAAAUCUUCAUCUUUACCGAAACCCUUUACGUCUGUAUCAAUUCAGAGCUCCUCGGAAGCAUUUUCGGUCUCGAUUCCUUGGAGAAACCUUCACUCGGUUCAGUCAUUUAGCUCUAGUUGCUCGUCGUCGUCGACGGAAUACAUUAAGAGAUUUCAGAAUAUCAGACUUUACAGUGUUGAAACUGACAGAGAAGUCGACAAAAUCAAUCUCAAAUUCGCAGAGGCAAGGGAGGAGAUAGAAUCCGCCUUGGAAUCUAAAGAGACUGUCUAUUUCGAUGACGAAGCGGGCUGCGCUCGGGAUGCCGUUCAUGAGGUUUUGAGUUUGUAUGAAGGGCUUUUAGCCAGGUUGCCGGAGAGUGAGAAAGGAGCAAUUCAGAGGUCAAUGGGGCUGAAAAUUGAGCAAUUGAAGGCCGAGCUUGCACAAUUAGACGAGUAGCUGAGGUGGGAUUAAAUUACUUAAUUUGGAUUUUGGUUUUAGCCUAUUCUUCGAUAUCGAUUCCGAAAAAACCUGUAUUCUAUGGAUUAGAAGCCAUUGUUGGCUGAAUUUUUUCAGUACUCUGUGAUCAGAAUAUAUGAUUUAAUGGAAUAAUGUAUUUGUAGAAUCUUAAUUAUCUUCUAUAUUGUUCUGAUGAGAAAUGGGAGUUCUCAUUUGAGCUUAUGGUUUAGUGUCAAGCCUGCCUUAAUUUACUUUUAAGGCUAUUGGAAACUAUUGUGUUUGCCUUUUGUUGUGGUUUUAUAUAUCAGAAAGGGCAUGGCUAUUUAAAGUUUCGAGCUUGAAUCGAAUGUGUAAUUGUGUAUUGACAGAGAAAAUGGAGACCAUGAUUUUUUUAAGCUACCUCUUUAGGAGUGGGAUAAAGG